Erigeron canadensis is the source of this 1831-nucleotide messenger RNA. Its product is annotated as transcription factor MTB3. The transcript has 2 exons. Gene Ontology annotation, biological process: regulation of DNA-templated transcription. Lineage: Eukaryota; Viridiplantae; Streptophyta; Magnoliopsida; Asterales; Asteraceae. Bases 154 to 1596 code for a protein of 480 amino acids. The record is from RefSeq and is a predicted model, not a curated record. Gene Ontology annotation, molecular function: transcription cis-regulatory region binding; DNA-binding transcription factor activity; protein dimerization activity. Gene Ontology annotation, cellular component: nucleus.
AUCUAUAUGAGCAUGCCAAAACCGCCUUUGUUUCACUCACAUGGUACACGAGCAUCCAUUCAAAACCAACUCUUUACUAGACCUGUAUAUAUCUGUUUCUAUAUCUAUAUCCAUACACCAUUAUUCCCAUCAUCCCCACAAACAAUUUAAGACAUGGGAGACAAAUCUCGGUUAUUAGAAGAAGAUAAAGGCAUUUUAGAGAGUGUGUUGGGUCGUGAAGCCUGCAACUUUUUGAUGUGGUCAGCUUCAAAUAAGGUUCCUGACGAGUUUAGAUCAAAAGUUGGCGACUUAGGGGUCAAAGAGAGUCUUCAUAAAAUUCUCGAGGGCUCUGACUGGAAUUAUGCCAUUUUCUGGCAAGUUUCAAAUACAAAAUCAGGUAAGUCGGCUUUGAUUUGGGGCGAUGGUCAUUAUAAAGAGUCGAGGGAUAGUGAAGUAGUUAAUAAACAAGAAGAAAAUAUAAGGAAAAAGAGGGUUCUUCAUAGGCUGCAUUCGUGUUUUAAGGGACCCGGGGAAGGAAAUCUUGCAUCAAAGAUGGAUCUAAUUUCUGAUUUGGAGAUGUUAUAUUUGACAUCGAUGUAUUAUCUCUUUCCAUUUGAUAAGCCUUCUAGUCCGUCUCAAUCGUUUAAUACAAGUCGAUCCAUAUGGGCUUCUGAUGUCAAAAGUUGUGAAGAACAUUACCAAUCCAGAUCAUUUUUAGCAAAAUUGGCCCGGUUUCAGACACUUGUUUUUGUUCCAGUUAAAAGAGGAGUCUUGGAGGUUGCUUCUUUUAAGCCACUCACUGAAGACCAAAAUUUUAUGACAAUGAUAAAGACUUUGCUUAACGGUUGCCACCCAAAAGGCUUACCAAAAAUCUUCGGACAGGAAUUAAGUCUCGGCACUGGUGGCGGCGGUGGCGGUGUAAAAUCUGGUCCAAUUAGUAUUAGCUUUUCCCCAAAAGUCGAAGAGGAUAUGGAUUUUGGAGGUGAUUCUUAUGAAAUGGGCCAUGUUUUUGGUGGGAAUUCAUCAAAUGGGCAUAGGGUAGAUGAUAAUAACGGGAGGUUAUUUCCUCAAAUGAACCAUGGAGUACUGAAUUCACAAGCAAUAGUGUCAGCUCUUGAUCAAUCUAACCAAGAUGAUAGAAAGCCUAGAAAACGAGGUAGAAAGCCAGCAAACGGAAGAGAAGAACCGUUGAACCACGUGGAAGCCGAAAGACAAAGGCGUGAGAAGUUGAACCAACGGUUCUACGCAUUACGAGCCGUGGUCCCAAAUAUUUCAAAAAUGGAUAAAGCGUCUCUUCUUGGUGAUGCGAUUUCUUACAUAACCGACCUUCAGUCAAAAAUUAGAAUGUUGGAAGCCGAAAAAGAGGUUAAUAGUACACCUGAGGUUGAUUUUAUGGCUAGACAAGAUGAUGCAGUUGUAAGAGCUAGCUGCCCGUUGGAUGAUCAUCCUGUUGCACGGGUCAUAAAAACGUUUAGGGAACAUGAGUUGGUAAUUCAAGACACAAAUGUUUCAACUACAGAAGAUGGGAAAGUGUUACAUACAUUUUCGUUUCAGGCUGCUGGUGGUGGGGCUGCAGAACAACUAAAGGAGAGGCUGGAUUCAGCUUUUUUGGAUUAAUGCAGAUGCUAAACUUGUAAGAUAACAUCUUACUAGAUCUUGACAUGGGAUUUAUUUUUGUUUUUUGUUCUAUAAAUAAACUACAGCCAUCUUAGUUCUUAGUAGUUCUGUAGAUCAAUGUGUUAUUUCUUGUAGAAAUUUAUUAUAGAAGUUAAUCGGGUUGUAGCCAUUUUUUAAGAACCGAUAUGUUGAACUUAGGGAAGAAUUUUAUACUAAUGUUCAUGCUGAUUUGGUA